Cyprinus carpio (common carp) is the source of this 2649-nucleotide messenger RNA. RefSeq lists its product as uncharacterized. Gene Ontology annotation, molecular function: protein binding. Lineage: Eukaryota; Metazoa; Chordata; Actinopteri; Cypriniformes; Cyprinidae. The record is from RefSeq and is a predicted model, not a curated record.
GCAAAACAGAGAGAGGGGAAGUUCACAGUGCAAAUACAUAGAGAGCCAGUCAACCACUCAACCUCACAUUCACAUGAGAGAGAGAGAGAGAGAGAGAUGUGCGGACGAAACUGAGCAGUAACUGAACAUCGAGCUGGCUCUGUUAGAACAGUUAUUUAGUUAUCAGGAACAGUGCAUACUGACAUUGAGAUUUAUGUGUGUUUGUAAGGAACUGGACUGGAAUCUGGAUUUAAUAUUGGAUAUGACACUCUACUGACAUAAAUAUGGAUUGGACUUCAUGGAUUUCUUUUUUGGUUGUAAUAAACGCCCCAGUUUAUAUAGGAGGUGAGCCACUGGAAUUAAAUGUGACGUUAGACAUAUGGGAGGGAAAUGUAACUGUGCUCUGGGAUCCCCCUAAAGGAGCCCCCGUAUAUGCCCUUUAUCAAGUAAAGACAGCACUAUAUAUGCAAGCUAAUGCUAAAUGGGACAUUGUGCCAGAGUGUAACAUGACUACAGAAACUAGAUGUGAACUUGGGAACUUUAUAUCCAAAUCAACAACGAAAAUAAAGAUUGGACUGUUUAAAGGAAAUUACAACUUUUCCUGGUCAGCAGCAAGACGAAUUCGUUUAUAUGACAGCAAAUUGUUGGCUCCAGAGUUUGACCUCUCUUCCUCCCCUAAUGCGGUGAAGGUUAAGAUUUACAGAAAGCCAUUUCUCAAUAAGCUAUUUGAUUAUGGACCAAUUUACUCUGUCUUUCUGUACCCAAAAGGACAGGAGAGUCAGGCUUUAACAGUAACUGAUGAUGAUGAAGAUGGAGAUGUGGAGUUCACAUCAUUAGCGUUAUGGCAGGAGUAUUGUGUCCAAGUGAAAGUGGAGAUGGUAUCUAGUGGUGUGAGCAACACCUCAUUACCACGCUGCAUAUAUCCAUCAGCAGAUGCGUCCCUGGUGAUCUCCAUGGCCGUUAUUGGUGUAGUUGGAGUCAUGUCUUUCUUCAUGUUCGCAGUCUGUUUCUUCCUGAGGCGUCCUGGUAAAAUGCCAGCUGUUCUGAAAUCUGCUGUGAAUGGAUGGAACCCUAUGAAUGUCGGACUGAUCCAAGUGGAAACAGUCACUGACAAGGGAUGGCUCCUGACUAGCAACAAAAUGGUGGGAAAGAGUAAAGCAUUUGAUGAGAACAAGGAACUUUUGGAGGAGGACAAAGAGAGAAGAGAGAGUACAGACAGUGGAGUGAGUGUCGGCCAGCAGCAUUCGAUUAAGAACCGAGGACCAGACGGACUUACGGGACAGGAAGACAGUGGCUGUGGCAGUCUGACAGGCACAGAGGACAGCCUCAGCAGUGGAAGAAGAAGCCUGGAAGAGCUCCCUUUUCUAGAUGGUGAAGUAAAUAGCAGCAAUGAAAGUGAAAGAAAAGAGGACAGUGGCUUGGGAAUCGGAGACCAGGAUGCUUCCGACAAUCUCAAGGGAACGGAUGGUGACCUCCUGUCUGAGAUACUAGUAGUUGGGGAUGGAUAUCGUAGUCAGAGUCCUUCAGCUGAUGCUGAAAGCGAGGCCACCAUCCCAUGUGAUGAAGACACCAACAUGGCCAGUCCUAGCAGUGGCUAUCGGUCUGGUCAUGUGACGUGCUUGUGUUCUGAAAUUGAGACUUGCAUGUGGUGCAAAACCAGGAUUCUCCUAACAGACAGUGAUUCGUUGUCUCAUGAGCAAUCCAGCUGUACUUUCACAACCGAUAAUGAAAAUGACAGACCAGACUACUUGAUAAAAUCUCCUUUACAGUCUGUGAAUGUAUCAGGAUUGGAAGAUUCGUCCUUCCAGUCAGACGAGGACUGCGGCGAGUCAUCGCUUUUUAUCACUUGUCCACUACUUCUACAAGAACCUUGCCAGCUGGACACUUUGCCUCUUAAAUUAGGAGACGUAGAACUGACAUUCACGUGAGAUGGAAGACAUUUUCAUGAUUGUGAAAGCACUGAACAAAGCGUAUCAGCUUCUCCUCAUGCUGUUUGUCCAGCGGAGAGAUGCUAAAUAUGGCUGUGCCGCUGAUACUGGGCUGUCAGAAGUGGGGCUGCCCAUCUGUGACUUCCUGCAUGCAUAUGGUCAUAAUUUUGCCCAUAUGCCGUCUGUAGAGGAGACAUUUCAGCUUCUAUUUUAGUGACCAAGAGUGAGAUACUAUCAGAAUACGAUGACGAUGACGCUGAGUCUAAACUCAUGUAUCUCCCCCACCGUUGAUACAGUGACUCAAUUAUGUUACACUCUCAAAAAACGGCAGGAGUUUUUGCAGCAUUGCUUCAGAAGAAUCAUUUUAGGUUCCCCAAAGAACCUUUAAGUGAUCAGUUCUUAAAAUAAGCAUUUUUUUUUUCUUUUCAUUUUUUCUUGAUAGUUCCAUGAAGAACCUUUAAUAUCCACGGAACCUUUCCAUGGCACAAAAGGUUCUCCAUAGUCAAAAAAAAAAGCUUUUUUGAAAGUAAAAAGAAAGUAACCAUUGUUCUUCUGAAAGUUUCUUUGGGGAACUUCUAUGAGAUCACUGCAAAAACACCAUUUUGGAACCUUUAUAUUUAGGAGUGUAGUGUGAAGAACAUUUUAAAUAUUGAAAAGCUUUUUUCACUAUAAAGAACCUUUUGUGCAAUGUUAAAAGGUGCUUUGUAAAACCUUCAAUGACAAUAAAAAACCUGUACAUACA